AUGCAGCACCUGGCCGAAGACCCGCUGCCGCUGCGCAAGGCCAAGAUCACGCUCGAGGCCGCGCUCAAGCGCGCCGAGAAGGCGCGCGCCCCCUUCGAGGCCGCCACCAAGGUCGCCGAGGCCGCCCGCCAAGUGGCCGAAGCCGCGCGCCACGAGGCCGAGGCCGCCAGGCGCGAGGCUGAGUCUGCCAGGCAGGUGGCCGAGGCCGCCCGCCAGGAGGCUGCCGCCGCGCGCGAGCAGGCCGAGGCGGCCCGUCGCCAGGCCGAAUCCGCCAGGCAGGCCGCGGAGGCUGCCCGACGCGCCGCCGAGGAGUCGAGGCGCGCUGCCGAGGCCCAGCGCCAGGCGGCCGAGGAGGCUCUGGAUGAGGCCGGCCGCAAGGUGGAGGAGGCCGAGGCCUACCUGGCCGAGGUCAAGGCCAAGCCGGGCAAGUGCCACGGUGCCAUCUGGUGGAUGGAGAAGGAGCUCGAGGAGCAGAAGAAGUACCUGCCCUCGUCCAAGGGCGGCGUCGCCAAGCGCGGCUAA
This is a messenger RNA of Acanthamoeba castellanii str. Neff, 522 nucleotides long. RefSeq lists its product as uncharacterized. Gene Ontology annotation, molecular function: actin filament binding. The record is from RefSeq and is a predicted model, not a curated record. Gene Ontology annotation, biological process: actin crosslink formation; parallel actin filament bundle assembly. Gene Ontology annotation, cellular component: cortical cytoskeleton. The transcript is spliced from 2 exons. Bases 1 to 522 code for a protein of 173 amino acids. NCBI's taxonomy places the organism in Eukaryota, Discosea, Longamoebia, Acanthamoebidae.